Didymodactylos carnosus is the source of this 1914-nucleotide messenger RNA. The record is from the annotation of a GenBank genome assembly. NCBI's taxonomy places the organism in Eukaryota, Metazoa, Rotifera, Eurotatoria, Philodinida, Philodinidae.
AUGUACCUUAUACGGGCUCACAUAAUAAUGACAAUACAUCGUUUGUAUCGAGAUGUAUACGAAGGUCAAGUCGUCAAAUUAUCUGUACCAGAUUUGGAACCAUACACGACCAAUAUAAAUAAAAGUGAAUUAUUAAAAAAUAUAAUGUGGUUAGAGAGAAAUAUAGCCAGCCCAUCACCAGAUUUAAUACUAGGAAUUAAACGCUCGGUAUUGGUAUAUUGGUCUGACGAUUAUAACAAAUAUGUAUUUUCAUCUCGUCUAAAUACAAUAUUUUAUCGAAUUGAUAAUGAUGGUACACUUUUUGUAACGGCAAAUCCGGAUACUGUUGGUAAAGAAUUUAGUGUAAGAGUUGAAGAGCGUCGACGAUCCGGUAACGAUUUAUUCCAUAUAACAUAUCGAUUAGUGGUAUAUACUGUGUCAAAUGCCGCAUGCGAUAACUAUAUCAAUGUUUUCUCCGGUGUUCCAUUUCUUCUAACCUGUACGGUUGCUUUCCAAAUUUAUCCGUAUGAUACCGUUGACAUACAAUACAAUAUUGAACAUACUAUGAAACAUAACUGGUAUAAAAAAGAUAUGGAUGGAGUGAACUUUUUUAAUUCGAAUAAUGUUUUUCGUAAUAUAACUCGAAAACAAACGUGUGGCUCAUAUAUAAGUCAAUUGUCGCUGAAUUAUACACCAAGAUUAGAAGAAGAUCGAGCAUUAUUUACAUGUAUGCUUCUCAGAUAUAUUGCAAGCUUUUUGUUUCACGAUAUAAAUCGUUUAGGUGUUGCUGGAGCCCAAUUACUGGAGAGUAAUAUUGAUGUGUUAAUAAUGAGUGAAAGAAAUUCAUUUUAUUGUACGACUGAAUUACGUGUAUAUUUUGGUCCGAUAGUACGCUUAGACUAUGAAAAAUUUCAAGACACAAUUACUGUCAAAGAAGAUGAACGGGUGAGAGUCGGGUGUCCGUUUAUUUGUAGGCCACAAUGCUUGUACAAGUUUUUCCGUAAUGGUAAAUUAUGGAAUCGAUCACAUGCAUCUGUUCAUACUGAAGAAUUCCCCCAAAGUAGAGAAAAUUAUCGAAUUGAAUGUAUUGCACAACAUCCCUAUUUUGCUAUUCGAUGGGUUUCGAAAACGUUUGAAAUUAUCAUUUCACCAAGUAGCGAUGUUGCGAUUGGUUCACCUAAACUUCAUCGUCGUAGCUAUGGUAGUGGCGUGCCAACGAUAGAAUCCGUCGAUUCUAUAUCUGGAAUUCAUGCUGAAAUACCUCAGAUGAAAGAAUCUUCUCAACAUGCCAAUGACUCUAACGAGGAAUUUAAAAAAAUGAGGGAUAUCAAUAAAGUGUUUGCUGUGAACGUAUUAAAACAUAAAACACAAGUGAUAGGUUUAAAUCAUAAAUUGACGUGUCCGCUAUAUAGAAAAGCAAAUGAUGAAAUUAUCACAACUUUGUCAUUGUUUGUACCACAACACGAACAAGAACAACGAAUAGAUAAUACUAUUGAUGAAGCCGAUUUCACAAACAACAUCGAAAAUUCUAAAUCAGAUCGUAGUUCUCGAGUUCCAUCAAACGCGUCUAAAGAGACGCAUUUCGUCUCCGUACAAGAAAGUUCGUAUCGUCUUGCAUUAAAAGAAAAACAUCGCAAACCACAUGAAACUUUUCUUCAAUCUCGCGUUGAUCAAUUACCAACAAAAGUAUCUCGAAUACAACGAACUGGAAUAAAAGAUGUGAUCUCUAAUCAAACAUCAGAAACAACAAUUUCUUCAGUUUCAUCAACUGUAGCGUCCAUGGUCUCGAUUGUCCCAGAAGAAAGUGAGUUUAUUAUUCAUCCACAAAAACUAGACAUAUCGAAACACGGAAAAGAUUCAUUUGCUUCCUUUCUAAUAGCUCAAACAAAUUCAAGACUACGAAGAGGACGUUCAAACUAUCAUAUUCGGACUUGA